GUCUUUGAAGACCUUCACAUCUUCACUGAUGACCUAAUUUGCGCGCAGAGGGCAACAUGGCACAGGGUUCUCCGUGUGCUCCCGUUUUGUACACCUUUAAAACGAUAUAAAUGUGAGCAGCUGCAGUUCUUCCACUUUCUCAUCCCCACGGUGCACUUUUCUCACCAUUUCAUCCCGCCACCAGCUCACCUUCAGUUCCUUUUCUUUCACCUGCUACUGUUCGGGUUUGGCACCGCAACCCCACCAGCGCGCACUUUCACACAUUGGAUGCACUUCAGCAUCGGAAGGGGGAUAAAAAGUUUUUUUUUGAGGGUUUUUUUUAAGUUCUCCGACCACCAGGAUGAGCGUUAAAUCUGACUCCGAGCCCAACAACAACGUUGUUGAAGAGGAGGUGCGAACACUCUUUGUAAGUGGCCUACCAACAGACAUCAAACCUCGUGAACUCUACCUCCUAUUUAGACCUUUUAAGGGUUAUGAAGGUUCUCUAAUCAAAUUAACAUCAAAGCAGCCUGUUGGGUUUGUAACCUUUGACAAUCGGUCUGGUGCUGAAGCGGCAAAAAACGCCUUAAAUGGCGUUCGAUUUGACCCUGAGAACCCGCAGACCCUUCGUUUAGAGUUUGCUAAAGCCAACACGAAGAUGGCAAAGAGUAAGCUGAUGGGCACACCAAACCCCACAAAUAUCCACCCAGCUCUAGGGGCACACUUCAUAGCACGGGACCCAUAUGAUCUGACUGGGGCAGCACUGAUUCCUGCAUCUCCAGAGGCCUGGUCUCCAUACCCUCUGUACACAGCAGAGCUGAGCCCUGGGCUUCCCCACACAGCCUUCACCUACCCUGCUGCUGCAGCAGCCGCUGCGGCCCUCCACGCCCAGAUGCGUUGGUAUCCAGCAGCAACAUCUGAGUCCUCUCAACCUGGAUGGAAAUCAAGGCAGUUCUGUUAAAAAAAAAAAAAAAAGAUAUGAGUGGUGGCACAUUUCAAAUUGCAGCCUGUACUUGAUUCAUCCUGGCUGCUUGGGUUGUGAACUUCAUCUUUCUGCUGAACAGGAGGCUCAGAUGGUACAAGCACACUAGCACUUGCUUUAGUUCUGUUAUGAAAUGUUUUGAAUGAGAUUUCAGUAAGCAAUGGAGAUGUAAGACUGCUUGCUGUGUUCUAAUUCAGCAUCUGAGCCAGUCAGCUUUUUUUUUUCUUUCCUCUUUAACUAGUUAAAUAAGCUUUGUGCCCCCUUGUCAUAUGUAUUCCUCCUUGGCUUGAUGUAAUCUAAUCAUUUGUUUGUUACCUUAGUCCUUUUGUAUCGAGUAGUGGCCAGCUCUGUUUAGAGAGGUUGGGUGUCUGCCCAGACAGCUUGUGCAAGCUGUGAUUAUGCGUGAACUAUUAUUUUAAUGUGCCAUCUUGUCUAGGCUUGUAAACAUUUCCAUACAAGACAGCUUGACCUUGCCAAAUAGACAAUCCAAGUAUGUAGUCUGUAUGGGGAGAAAAGUGUGCAAUUAAAUAAAUAAUCUAAGUUAUUAUUUUUGUUUAAUAUUAAUAUCCUGUAGAACAGUUGUAGAACUGUGUUUUCCUUUGUUAGAUUUGUCAUGCUGACAAGUCUAACACUUUGUGGGUGGCAGAUAUAACUUAACAUUUGAUUGCUGUAGAAGGAUGUAUGCUGCUUGAUGGCACAUGAAUAUAAGAUGCAUGAAGGGGUUUUAAUGGAUUAUAGUACAUAUGGUAAACUGAAAUUAAUUUGUAAAAAAAGUAUGGAAAAUUGUAUGAUACAUUAUUAAAACAUGUUAAUGCAUUA
Molecule: messenger RNA, 1780 nt
Organism: Tachysurus fulvidraco (yellow catfish)
Lineage: Eukaryota; Metazoa; Chordata; Actinopteri; Siluriformes; Bagridae
Gene: rbpms2b
Product: RNA binding protein, mRNA processing factor 2b
Exons: 8
Coding region: 341-940 (199 amino acids)
Biological process (GO): negative regulation of smooth muscle cell differentiation
Molecular function (GO): protein homodimerization activity; mRNA binding
Source: RefSeq, a predicted model, not a curated record